Messenger RNA from Mesorhabditis belari, 1467 nucleotides. NCBI's taxonomy places the organism in Eukaryota, Metazoa, Nematoda, Chromadorea, Rhabditida, Rhabditidae. The record is from the annotation of a GenBank genome assembly.
AUGAUUUCGCUUAUUUCUCGCAAGAGAAAGCUUCACACAGCGCUCGUUAACGCAAAAGCAAUUCCAGACAUGUGGCUACUUUGUGUGUUACUCUUUGUUCCGGAAAUUUUCUCAUUUAAAGUCUACAAAGAUAUCGUGCAUGGCGAAACCUUUGUGGAAGAUUGGGAACCGCAUAAAAAUAUUUCCGAGCACAUUGUCGAGUUUGCUGCGGAAAUGGCGCCGUAUUAUUUCGCUGCCAACUACGACGACUAUGGAGAGUUUCGAACGGAAAAAGUGCGUGACACUCGAUACGAGAUCGAUAAAGUCGUGAAACACCAUUGGAGGGAGGUCACUUAUCGAAGCAUUGAUGAUGUGAAACAGAAAUUUCACUAUGAUAUCAUCCCCUAUGCGAAAAAUUAUCACUUGGCGCAUGGUCACCCGUUACCGGAGAAUUUUGAGGAUGAGAUGAUGAACUUCUUGGAGGAUUUGAGAUUCAAAUACAUUCGAAUGUUUAUUAGUCGAAAUGCGACACGACACGAUCAAGUUUAUAUCCCGAUUUUUGUCGAGAUGACAAUCAUCCGAGCAAGGCUCACUCCAAGGGUUCUUUUGAUAAAAGAUUUCUAUGAUAUUGUCGAAGAUGACUCGGCUCCAGUCCCAGAAACGGCGGCCCUAGAUGAACGAAAGAAUGCUCAAAUGAAAAUCGAUAAGAUGGGACUCGAUUUGGGCAAGGUUGUUCUCCCAGCCGACGCGAUGGCAACAACCACAACUCCGGUGACAACAACCGUCCUUGAAACUACAGCAGUCACUGAAGCUGAAACGCCAAAAGUUACAGAGGCUCCAGUACCGGAAACUACAGAGGAAGCCGCAACUGAAGCUGUAACCGAAGCUGCCACUGAACAACCUCAAGUUGAAGAAGUAGCAGCGCCAACUGAGACUUCAAUAGUUGAAGAAGUGACAACUGAAGCACCUGUAGAAGAAACAACAACUGUUGAAGAACCGACAGUAGAGGAAACAACGGAAGAACCGGUGACGGAAGCGACUGAGGCUGUUACUGAGCCUGUCACUGAAACGGUGACAGAAGAACCGGUGGAAGCGGUGACAGAAGAAGUGACUGAAGAGCCGAUAACAGAGGAGACUGUCACCGAAGAGACGGUCACAGAAGAACCCACUGAGGCACCAGAGACUGAAAAUGUUGGAGAGGAGGAAACGGCUACUGAAGAACCGGCCACAGAAGAAGAGCCAGUGACUGAAACGGUCACAGAAGAGAUCCCAACUGAACCUCCAACUGAUUCCGAGCCUUUGGGUGAUGACUCUUCUGUUGACACGGUGGUUGAUGGUGGACACGGUGAUGGUGGAAAUGAUGAAGCUGAGGUGGCAAGAGCUGUUGAGGAAGCGACGAGUGAUGAUUUCGCGGCUGAAUCUCCUCCUCACAGUGACACCACUUAUUUAACUCCCGUUGAACCGGGCCCGAUCAUUCUAUUAGAUGAA